AUGAGAUCCCCAUUGCUCCGACACCAUGUGUUGGCUUUAGCAGUGUGGAUCAACCUUUUGAUCUUUUCUCAUGCCGCUCAAGAUAUUAAUGGAAAGGCUGUUCUCAAACUUGGAGAUAUCGUCCCAGUUGAUACUCCAGGCAGCUACUACUCGGAACUCCAUCCCUGUCCGGCAGCCUGCCUGGAUAACAAGCCCAAUAACUGGACUGUGUACUCUUCAGUUAAUCGUCUGAAUGUCUGCAGUCAACCAAUGCUGUUUGAGGUGGGCAUUCACAAGCCUGUUGACAAAGGAAAUGGUAUCAGAUUGCAUGCAUGCACAGUUGGUGAUAGCCGCAAUGCCAACACCACUGUGAAUGCACUCUUUGAAGCUCCUAGCGAAGCCAAAAACUUGACCAAGCGCGCAAAUCCCAAGUGCGUAGCUGCUACUGCUGCUACCAAGGUUGCCCUCACAUAUGGGCAGCAGGGCACGAGCGACGCUCCAGGUGAUGAUGCCGUGGUAGCCUUGGAGAGCCUGCAGUAUUACUUGGAAGACGACUCAAACUGUGACUCCUCCAUUUUGUUCUCAUACUCCAAUGGCACAGCAGCUGGCAUUUACAUGGGCUCCUCAUUUGACAAACGCACAGUCAAGCCCUUGGUCUCCCAGCUCGUUGAUCACAUCAAGACGUCCAAUCCAGGAGGCUACAUGACUGUUCAAUUGUGCGGUGAUGAGCGCAACUCGAAUCAUGUUCUGGGUCUUGCUGUUGAUACAACGGGAAACGUCGCCUCAGUGCAGAGCGCCAUUCGUUCUUGGUCUAAGGCAGAAUGUGUCAGCGAACUGGACUCGUUUUUUGUCUGGGAAGACGUGCAUAUAUGGGAGUCUACCGCAGACUUGCAGCCAAUCAGGCAAGCAGCUGAACGCGAUCUAGAAGCACGAGCAGAAUGUUCGACAAUCCGGGUGGGAGCAAAUGAAUACUGUCCUGCCCUGGCUUCACGAUGUGGGAUCAGCCUAGCCACCUUCCAAAAGUAUAACCCGGGCGAAUCGUUUUGCAAUAAGCUCGCGGAAGGUCAGCCUGUCUGUUGUACUUCUGGCACAUUACCGGACAUCACCCCAAAGCCUGAGGCAGACGGCACUUGCAACACUUACACCGUACAGCUUGGCGAUGAUUGUUCGAAACUCGCUGCAACAUAUGGGUUGACCGAAAAGAAAAUUGAUGAGUUCAACAGCGGCACCACAUGGGGUUGGAACGGGUGUGGGGAUCUCGAUGCUCACAUCAACAUUUGCCUCAGUAAAGGAAAGCCCCCCAUGCCGGCUCCAAUCUCCAACGCCCUGUGCGGGCCAACCAAGCCCGGUUCCGAAAAGCCUACCGAUGAUACAGAGCUUGCAGAUUUGAACCCUUGCCCGCUGAAUGUGUGCUGCAACAUAUGGGGCCAGUGUGGUAUCACUCAGGAGUUCUGUCUCAAGGAGCCUGGGCCUUCCAAGAAUCCAGGAACUUCGCUUCACCAGAACGGUUGUGUGUCUUCUUGUGGAACAAACAUUAUAAACAAGGGAACUGCUCCAGCACAGUAUGGCCGAGUUGGCUAUUAUGAAACUUGGAAGUUUGAUCGAGAGUGUCUGAAUCUUCGUGCAAAAAACGCCAAUACCGAUGGCAGCUACACGCACAUGCACUGGGCAUUCGCUGGAAUCAAUUCGGAUGACUGGACAGUCAAGAUCAAUGACACAUUCGGUCAAUGGAAAGACUUCAAAGAGCUUGAUGUUAAACGCAUUAUUUCGUUCGGUGGCUGGGGAUACUCGACAGAGCCUGAGACAUAUGAUAUCUUGCGACAAGCAAUGGCGAGCCCCGAGGCCCGUACUACUUUUGCGACUAAUGUUGCCAAAUUUGUGAAGGAUGAGGGCAUUGAUGGCGUGGACUUUGACUGGGAAUACCCAGGGGCCAUAGAUAUCGAUGGCACUCCUCCGGGCUUUGCGACAGAUGGUCCCAAUUAUCUCAAAUUUUUGACCACUAUGCGCUCCAAAUUAGGGACAGGAAGUACCUUGUCUAUUGCCGCUCCGGCAUCCUACUGGUAUCUCAAAUCAUUUCCCAUCAAGAACAUGGCCAAGCAGCUUGACUACAUUGUUUACAUGACGUACUUGCACGGGCAAUGGGAUGCUGGUAACCAGUGGGCCACAGAAGGUUGUCUUGAGGGAAAUUGUCUUCGCAGUCAUGUAAAUCUCACCGAGACUGAAUACGCACUUUUUAUGAUAACCAAGGCGGGUGUCUUGACAAACAAAAUCUUUGUCGGCGAGUCAAGCUACGGCCGUUCAUUCAAGAUGUCAGAGAAGGGUUGUACAGGACCCGACUGCAACUACGAGGGCACACGAUAUGACUCCAAAGCAAAGAAAGGUGUCUGUACAGAUACUGCUGGUUAUAUAUCCAAUGCUGAGCUUGGCCGGAUCAAAAGCUUGAACGCCAACGUGAAAGUUUGGCAUGAUGGGGGCUCCAACAGUGACAUUAUGGUGUAUGAUGACACUGAAUGGGUCGCAUAUAUGUCCCCAGCCACCAAAGGCAGCCGUCGCUCUUACUGGGAAGGCAUGAACUUUGCCGGUACCAUUGAUUGGGCAGUCGAUCUGCAGGAAUACACAGACGAUGACUUCGCAGGCCCCAAUGGCGACAGCAUGGACGAUGACUUCCCAAUCCCGGAAUUACCUGAAUGCAAAGGGUCAUACACUACUCUGGAUGCCAUUCAAGACGACAUAGCCAAAAUACCUAGAGCUUGUGUGUCCCAAUACAUACUUAAGGUUUUGAAAGGCACUCUUGAUUACGCCUUGGAACGUUAUGACAGCAUGAUAGCAGACGACUAUGACAAAGACUUCGACUACUACGCCCAAGCCGUGGUCGACAGUGGACGGGAUCAGGUCGAAAGCUUCAUGUACGAGAAUGGCUCGAAAUACUUCCCCUGCAUUGUGACCGAGGAGGUUCCCGCCUGUAACUAUUGUGAAGGCCAGUGGGGGAAAGACAGCGACGUCUACUGUCGUUACUGCGAGGAUUACGACAAUGGCUGGGACUCAAUUUGUGACCAGCCCGAGGUCCACUGUGAAGGUGCAGAGGUCAGGUACAAGAACGUGACGGAGGAAUGUCCGCCUGAUUACUCAUUGCGUGCGCAGUUACCUCCACGAGAUUCGCGCUGGUCACAGUCGGUGUACUGGCAUCUGGUGGCCUCCAAGGCCAAGAGUUUCUGGGCAGAUUUGUACACCACGAAAGGCAUUGCUCAGGAGAAUAUCAAAUGGGAAGAUGUCCAUCAUUGGGAGUGUGCGCCUAGCGACGAUACAUGUGGAAACCGAGACUGGGAUUAUAACUUCCCUGUGCCCGAGGGCUAUGACAAGGAAGACGUACUCAACCCGAAAGACGUUGUGUCAGACGCUCACAAGAAUGUCACACUCCUCAGCUCUGAGAUGACUAGGGCUCUGGAUGUUAUGACAAAAGGGUCUUUCUCAGUCGAUGCUGAUGAUUUGGUAGACGCAUUAUCGCUUCCAAUCUCUAUGGUUGCGGAUGCCGUUGAUAGCAUGGAGAAGGUCAAGGAAAUUGGAGAGGAAAUCGAGGAGGCCAAGCGGGAGACGAUUCUAAUGGCUUUCCUGACUGCCAUCUUCUUCUUUAUUCCCGUCGUUGGUGAGGUUGCUGGUGCUGUCGGUUCCCUGGCAGCGAUUGGCCGAAUUGUCGCGCUGUUGGGUGAAGUCGGUAAUAUCGCGCUGGACAUCUAUACCAUCGUUGACGACCCUGCUAACGCACCACUGGCUAUUUUUGGCCUUGUUCUCUCCCCAUUGGCUCUUACAGAUGCAGUGGCUAUUGGCCGAGCUGCCAGUGCUCGUCGUUCCAUGUCUGCAGACGAUGUAUCCAAACUGGGCGAAGGUCUGAACGAGAGGCUGAACAAAAUCAGCAACAUUAAGGAUAUGUGUCGGAUCUGA
Penicillium arizonense is the source of this 3918-nucleotide messenger RNA. RefSeq lists its product as uncharacterized. Gene Ontology annotation, molecular function: hydrolase activity, hydrolyzing O-glycosyl compounds; chitin binding. The record is from RefSeq and is a predicted model, not a curated record. Lineage: Eukaryota; Fungi; Ascomycota; Eurotiomycetes; Eurotiales; Aspergillaceae. The coding region runs from base 1 to 3918 and encodes 1305 amino acids. The transcript is spliced from 6 exons. Gene Ontology annotation, biological process: carbohydrate metabolic process.